AGCGGGGAAGACGUGUGUGUGAUCAGUGACACAGUGUUACGUGCUGGAUGAUUAUUUUACGGAGAUUUUUGUGUUUGUGGACACGGAUCUUUUAACGUUUGGAUUGCAUUUUGGAUGGUGGAUUCGCGCGGACAGUGGAACCCGCCAAAUGUGUUCAAAUGAAAAACUGCCUUCCAUCUUAUACAAGAAUAUUAGAUUUAUAAGUAAUGGUGUGGAAAUACUGACCUUGGCGAAUGUAUGAUUACUCAGCUUCAGUAUACAGGAGAAGCGCGUCCGCAGUGGGUGUAGGUGCGGCACGCAGCCUCUAUGCCGCAUCGACGCAGGUUCGACAUACAUCGGGACGUCGCCAGGUGAACUCGUCGCUGUUGAAGAGAAGUGAUUUAUUGGGGAUGAGGUAACCUGGCUAAACUGACGAGCCAACGAAUAUACCGUCAUGUGUUCCUCUAAGUACCUAAGCGUCACAUAAUAGUAUAUACAUCGAAUAAUGUACGUUCCGUCCAAACACUGCCAAACUUUAAAAACGAAUUUAUUAGUGUGUAGUUUAAGUUGUUGAUCGCGAGCGCGUGUGUUGUGUUAGUGUAAGAGCGCCAUCUGGCGUGAUCGAGACGCGCAAGGUGGCGGGGACGCAUGCGCCGUCGGUGCCGGCAUUGGCGAUGCCAUUUAUUGAAGACGAAUGGUGGUCAGCGGAGAAUGAGGGCAGGAUGGUCGAUCUCUCCAAUUGCCUGCAGGACGCGGUAGCCGCGAGUGGACAUAGCGCGACUCAGCUGCAACUGCAAAUGGCGACAUCUCUCGGCGAGUUAUCGCAAGCAGAGCUGUCUAACUUCGUGGGUGGUCUUACCCUGGAAGCGGACGGCUCCGAGGCUGCAGACCCAGAUGAUAUUCUUAAGCAACUGGGAGAAACCGCUUUUGAUAAUUUCGACACUUUUUUUACUGAUUUGACCAAUUCCACUGCUUCUUCUGCGCCUCCUAUUGAAAUAAAGCAAGAAGAGAAUAACAAUAUAUCGCCACCGUCCGGGAGCCAGCUACAAGGUUCAUAUUACCAACAAAAUAAUCAAUUAUCCCUGCCAAAUAAUGGGCAACAGCGCUUGCAACAAUUGUUGAGAUCCGGCACUAGCGCUAUUAACCAUGCAGUGGCAAAUAAUAUUAAUAACGGACGAUAUAAUAUUGCUUCUGCAAACCCAUUGCUCGCUGAGAAAUUAGCAGCGACAUCUAGUGGUAUAAAGCAAGAACCAAUGAGUUCUGAUUAUAAUGGAACGAGUAUGAACUACGGAAACUCAUCUCCAAUGCAACGAGUGCCGAGUGGGAAGCCUCAAGUUCACGAUGCUGGUGGAGGAAAAGUGGACGGAGAGCCGACAGCUCUCUCUCUGGGUGCGCGGGGCUCACUAGGCCGGGCUCUCUUGCACGGCCUGCUUGCGCCCGCUCCGGCGCCCCGACACCAUUUAUAUACUGCGCCUAAUACAGGCUCCCUUCCCCCAUCACCAGCCGACAGUGGCGUGUCAGAUGUGGAAUCUUCAUCAUCAGGGGCCGGAUCUGCGGAGGAACUGAAGGCGCGGCUGCAGCCGCCACCUCCAGCGCCCUUCCACACGCCUUUCCUGCCCUUCUACCAGCAGCAUCAGAUCGCCACCUCCUUGCAGCACCACGUCGCAACCCAUCCAAGGCCAACCGUUGGCACGGUGGGUGAUCGCGACGCGUACGGCUACGGGUACAGCGGCGGAGGCGGGCACCACUUUGCCGCGCCUGCGCCGCCACCACUGCCGCACGAUGACCUGCCCUACCCGGUAUUCGAUUUCGGCGACUACCAGAGGCACCACCACCACAACAAACUCAAACCCAAAAAGAGGCCGCGCACGGACGCGCCGCCCACACCCGGCGUCAAGCGCAAGAGCCGGGAGGGGUCCACCACCUACCUGUGGGAAUUCCUCCUCAAGCUGCUCCAGGAUCGGGAGUACUGCCCGCGCUACAUCAAGUGGACAAACCGCGAGAAGGGAGUGUUCAAGCUAGUAGACUCCAAGGCGGUAUCUCGGCUGUGGGGCCUGCACAAGAAUAAACCGGAUAUGAACUACGAGACGAUGGGACGAGCGCUGCGCUAUUACUACCAGCGUGGCAUCCUGGCCAAGGUCGACGGCCAGCGGCUCGUGUACCAGUUCGUGGACGUGCCCAAGGACAUCGUGGAGAUCGACUGCUCGCUCGCGUAGACUGUGCCCGGGCCCGGGUGCACCUCGGACGUUUGAACGGGACUUUCUCUCAUACGUAACUAUUCGUGGAGUCGUUAUUCGUUUCGCUCUUUCAUACGUUUUUCACUAACUACUUAAAUAGUAAAUAUCGUCUAUUUUUCAAGUCAUCAUGCAUUACGUUCUUUCCGAUCGCUUCUAAUAAUGUUCUUAAGAUAAAUAUUAUUAUUCUCAAAUUGAACUAAUAUAAUGUUUAUUAUUGAAUUAAAUAUUUAUACAGAAUAGGAGAGACGAAAUUGAUUGCUCAAAUGUUUAUAUAUACCUAUUUUUAGGGGAAUUUCAGAAAGGUACACUAAAAUUUGCUAGAUGUUAUAUGGUAUGGAGUGACUUUUGUAUAAUGUUAAACGAAUUUUUAAAAGUUUGUAACGUUUCUACUGAUAUUGUAACGAGGUGCGCCGGCGCAACCGGCGCCGGGCACCCCACAGAACUUCCUACCUCAAAACUACGCAAAAAUAAUAUUACAUAUUAUGAAUAUACAAUUUAUUCGAAAAACAGUUUUUACAAUAUGCAAUAAGUAAUAUUAUAGUCUAAAUAAGAGUUUAUAUUAAAGAAAUAUUUACGUAAUGAAAAAUGUUUAUAUUAUAAUUAUGAAAAUAUCGUAUAUCGCCCUCAGAUGAAAUGUAACCUCUUUGGUGCUUUUUACAGCCAUUCGCAUAUUUACACCUUGUUGAAACUGUCGACCUCAAUGAUAUUUAUAUAUAAUACUUAUUUAAUUCAAUUUAUCUACCAAUUAUCUAGCUACAUUGUUCCUUUGUUGUGACCGAGCCAUGCGCACCCGUAGGGGAUGAAAAUUUAAAAAACUAAACAAAAUAUCCAGAGACAAAUCUUUCUCUUUAGAUAAAAUUAUAUUUACUAUUUGAUUAUAAAUGUCCCUUUUAAAGUACAAUUUAGCUGAAUUUUAUAUAAUCAUCAUCCCCUAAAGGUGCACGUUGGUCGUCGAUAUCUGAAUUCUAUCUUGUUCUUAAUGUAUCCUUUCUUUAACGAUUGAAACCGAAUUUUCAAUUGAUAUUGUUAGUGUUCUUGUUCGUGGAAUAACAAUUCUACCUAGAGUACUGAAAACAACUGCCAACUUUCUGUUAGAGAACUUUAUAUUUAAGAUGUAAUACUUGUGAGUUAAUUGUGUUAAUUAAAAAUAGAUGUUUACUCUAAGUGAGCUGUUUUAAGUGAACACGUUCUAGUUUAUUUCGUUUAUUUAAAUUUACUAUAAGCCUGUUGCAGGGGUUCCGGGCUGCCAUUCAUUUGACAUAUCAAAAUGUAUAGUAUUCAUAUAUAUGUUUAUAACAGAAAUAUAUUUUCUCAGCAUAUCAGAUGAGUUCGAUAUAAAAUCGUUAAAAUUCUAUUGUGAUAUAAUAUUUCGCAUCAGCGCGGGACCCCUAUUUUUUGUUACCUGAAUAAAUAUUAUUAAUAAUUAAUUACGAUUUGUGGUCCAAUGUUAAUGAAUCAUGAUACUUUUUACUAGAUAGUCGUUUAAAGGAUCAGGUGAAGCCGUAGCCUAGUUCACGUUGAGUUUGUAAUUCACAAAUACAAAGACGAAUCAAGAUUUCGUAUAUGUUUACUGUUAUUAUGAACUUGGUGUAUACUUAAUAUGAUUUAUUUACGACUAGAGAGGAAUUGUUAGAUGGUGCGCGUCCAAAAAUGGAGGCGACGCAACGCGCAGUCCUCGGCAUAUAAAAACUGUAAUUCCUGAAUGUUAUGCAAUAUUUUUAUAUUCAAAUUAAAGUAUAUCAAUUUAUUAGCUAGUAAGGCUCUAUUAAAUAUCGUAUCGUUGACGCGAGGGACUGCGCGUUGUUUCGUCUUUAAAUCGAAAAGGGUUAGUGAAGCCUUAAGAGAAUCGAAUGUCAAGUAAAUGGGUGCUAAGUAUGGGACCGACGGAAUAACGCAACGCAGAACUAUCCGACCGGCCCGACCGGACCGAUCGGAGCACGGCUUAUAUACUAGAGAUUUAUGUAUCAAAUGCAAUGUCGAUCACACGCCCAGUGUUGUGUUUUGAACUCGGUGUAAGCGAACGAUCUCAGUGUCCAAACUUCUACGAUCAAAUCCAGUGCCCGUUCCAUGUGAUUUAAAGUUUAACAUAUGAUAAAGAGGAGUUUUAAUCGUAUUUUUAUAUAGGUAGGAGAAAUUCUCAAAGUUACUUUCUUUCGAAAUCUAUUUCUCGCUUUUGUAAAUAUUACUUUAAGUUUUAACUUAUUUAUUUCGUCUUGUGAAAGUAUGCCG
Molecule: messenger RNA, 4445 nt
Organism: Nymphalis io (European peacock)
Lineage: Eukaryota; Metazoa; Arthropoda; Insecta; Lepidoptera; Nymphalidae
Gene: Eip74EF
Product: ecdysone-induced protein 74EF
Exons: 10
Coding region: 654-2195 (513 amino acids)
Biological process (GO): regulation of transcription by RNA polymerase II; cell differentiation
Cellular component (GO): nucleus
Molecular function (GO): DNA-binding transcription factor activity, RNA polymerase II-specific; sequence-specific DNA binding
Source: RefSeq, a predicted model, not a curated record